Messenger RNA from Papilio machaon (common yellow swallowtail), 688 nucleotides. RefSeq names its product protein yippee-like (gene Ypel). Lineage: Eukaryota; Metazoa; Arthropoda; Insecta; Lepidoptera; Papilionidae. The record is from RefSeq and is a predicted model, not a curated record. Bases 163 to 573 code for a protein of 136 amino acids. The transcript is spliced from 4 exons.
ACCAAAUAUCUUGAGAGCACUUCUAUACCUACUGCUCUAUAUACCGUUGGUCCUUCGAGCCGGAGCGAGGGGGCGUGGCGUAGGGCGUAGGGGGCGGGCGCAGUGCACGCGGGCACCGAGCGCCCCCUGCUGACGGGGCUGUGUGUUAGCUAGCAGGCACUCAUGCGUGACGGGGUGAGUAAACGUGGCGGGGUGGCAGGCGAGGGCGCCGGCACGGCCGCGCGCGCGCCGGUCAAGACCUUCCAGGCCUACCUGCCGCCGGCGCACCGCACCUACAGCUGCAUACACUGCCGCGCGCACCUGGCCAGCCACGACGAGCUCAUCUCGAAGUCGUUCCAGGGCAGCCAGGGGCGCGCGUAUCUUUUCAAUUCAGUUGUGAACGUGGGUUGUGGUCCGGCGGAGGAGCGCGUGUUGCUGACGGGACUGCACGCUGUCGCCGACAUCUACUGCGAGUGCUGUAAGACCAUGCUCGGAUGGAAAUAUGAGCACGCAUUUGAGUCGAGUCAGAAAUACAAGGAGGGCAAGUUCAUAAUAGAACUGGCGCACAUGGUGAAGGAGAACGGCUGGGACUAGCCGCCGCGCCGCAGCGCGCAGCGCCCUCGCGCGCCCUCACGCGCCUACACGCGCCAACACGCGCCCACACGCGCCCUCGCGAACGAUACAUAGUAUAUUUUUGUCAAACUAAUGA